AUGGGAGGGAAUAAAGUUAUAUUCGUGACCGGAAAGGAAUGGAGACGCCAUGACCCAGUGCAGGCUCUCCUACAGCCGAUGGCUUGUCCUGUGGCAUCUGUAGUUGUAGGUUAUACCCUGAAGGACCCUUGCUUCGACCACCAAGAGUGCAAGAGAGAAAUCAAAUGGACACAGAAAUGUCACAUCUUUGGGCGUAGCCUGGGAGACAUACGUUUUAAUUUCCUAAUAGGUGGAGAUGCUGCAGUAUAUGAGUGUAGAAGUUGGAAUAUCAAACCUUCAAUCCCAGACAAGUUUCGACUUGAUGUUGAUGACUGCAUUUACGUGGCAUUUAUGGGCCGAUUUGAUGAUGAGCCCCCUACUGAGGAAAUGAUUGGUACUUACCGAUGGCUGUUGGAGUACGGAGUAGAACACAAAUAUCUGUCAAAGGACUACAAUGAGAUCUUUCUGGACAAAACAGGGAAUUCAGCAACGAAUGUAUCAAACCCACAUUUGAAGGCAGCCAUGUUCAAUAGACCACAGGUGACUCUGCCCCUUCACCUUGUCACUAGAGAGGAGUGGGGGGCGAAGCCUGCUAAAUUCACCCACGAUAUGCAACAUCAGCCAGUCCACCACUAUGUGGUAGAGUACGCUGCCAGACGGCCUUGUUAUCAGCCCAACGACGGCUCCUUGAAUGACAUCAUGAGGAAGAUGCAAAAAAACCACAUGGCUGACAAGGACUGUCCAGACAUUAAAUACAAUUUUGUUGUUGGAUACGAUGGCAUGGUCUACGAGGGAAGAGGGUGGAUGUUACAACCAACACUUCCAGAUAAAUAUUGGAAAAUAAAACACAUGUGUGUAUUCAUUGGUUGGAUUGGUAAAUUUACAAGUGCAAUUGAAGCAAAAGAAAUUACUCCACCGAAGAAUGUUGUGGACGUCCGAAGGAAUUUGAUGCACAUAGGGAUGGAGCGGAGACAUAUCAGUCAUAUACUUAGAGUUUUCUUCAUAAAGCAAGGCAAUCACAAAAGAAAAGGUGACUUCUCACCGGAUUGGGAAUAA
Molecule: messenger RNA, 1035 nt
Organism: Macrosteles quadrilineatus (aster leafhopper)
Lineage: Eukaryota; Metazoa; Arthropoda; Insecta; Hemiptera; Cicadellidae
Product: peptidoglycan recognition protein 3-like
Exons: 8
Coding region: 1-1035 (344 amino acids)
Biological process (GO): peptidoglycan catabolic process
Molecular function (GO): N-acetylmuramoyl-L-alanine amidase activity; zinc ion binding
Source: RefSeq, a predicted model, not a curated record